Molecule: messenger RNA, 1242 nt
Organism: Penicillium brevicompactum
Lineage: Eukaryota; Fungi; Ascomycota; Eurotiomycetes; Eurotiales; Aspergillaceae
Exons: 4
Coding region: 1-1242 (413 amino acids)
Molecular function (GO): oxidoreductase activity
Source: RefSeq, a predicted model, not a curated record
AUGUCUUUGUCUUUGCCUCCAGCACUUUCUGAGCUUGCGAGGGCACUUCCCUACAGCAGAACUCAAUGGCUUCCAAUCUUGGUGGGAUUUCUGAUUGGGUACCCCCUCCUCAUCAAGGCAUUGCGUUAUAAGCGACUUGGAGAGAUGAAGAAGAAGUUCUAUUUCCCAACUCGCGAGUCUAUGGCUGAAAUGACCGAUGAGGAGGCAUUCCUGAUUCAAAAGGAAAUGGCACAGCUCGAGUUUCCAUUCAUGUUCUUGACAUCUGGGCAGUUUGCACUAUUCCGGACAUAUGGCAUUCCGACAAUCUCUCAUCUUCUAACGAAAACCGGGCAAUUCUCCAAGCCAGAAACAUCUUUCAAACGCUAUACAGACACAGCUGCUCUGAUUGGUGAAAUGGUAGAGAAUAUAGCCCGCACACGAUUCCUACAUAGCGGCUAUCAAGCUUCGGGCAAGAUCCUCGAUGCUGAUUUGCUUUACACCCUUGCACUCUUUGCGGUCCAACCUGUGCGAUUUAUUGAGAAUUUUGAAUGGCGGACCUUGAGUGAUUUGGAACUCUGUGCUAUUGGGACCUUUUGGAAGAGUCUAGGUGAUGCUUUGGGUAUUAGCUCUGAGAUUCUUCCAUCGGGCAAGACCGGCUUCAAAGAUGGUAUCCAAUGGCUUGAAGAGGUGGAUGUUUGGAGUCAGGAUUAUGAGGCCAAGUAUAUGGUCCCAGAUCCCAAGAACCGCGAGUCAGCAGACCAAGCGACGGCAGUUCUGCUUUACAAUCUGCCGAAGAUUUUGCAUCCAAUAGGACUGCAGUUUACAUCUUAUAUGAUGGAUGAUCGGUUGAGGAAGGCGAUGUUAUACGAGGCCCCAAGUCCUGGCUGGAGCGCUGUUUUCUCAUCCCUCUUGGCUACUCGCAAGUUCGUUCUGCGUUAUCUAUCGCCACCACGGCCUGCGGCUCUUGCAGUGUCAAACAUAGCUCAAAAGCCCGACAAAGAUGAUCGCUAUCACCGCAUGUCUUGGGAUGCACUCCCAUUUUACAUCAGGCCUACUUUCUGGAAUAGAUGGGGUCCAAUGGCUUGGAUCUCUUGGUUGAUGGCCCACCCUGUCCCAGGCGAUCAUGGCCAGAAGUACUAUCCACAGGGAUAUCAUAUACAAGAUAUUGGACCAAAAUACUUUGAAGGAAAGGGCCACAAGGAAAUCCAGGAAAUGAUGAAGGAAUUAAAGAUCUCAAGGACGGGGAAAUGUCCCUUCCAUUAG